AAUACGAAGUGGUGUUUUGUGGUUAAUGAUCGCAUUAAGUUAGUCGGGAGACAUUCGCGAGUGUUAUUAUAUAUGAGUAUUCAAUAAACAAAGUGUAUCUGCCUGUUUUCGCUUCGUGCCAGGAAGCCGCUUCAUAACUCGAAAGUUUAUGCGGACUUUUGAGUUAAUUCGUUUGGGGUUCGGAGUAGGAGUCUACUCCGAGUGUGGGGGCUUAGGUUUCAUCAUCAUCAUCUUUCAUCAUUUCAUCAAUCAUCAAGAAAAAAAUACGUACCUAAUGAUUCAUUAUCAUUAUUAAAAAUAAUUACGAGAAGAAAACAGAGGAGAGACGCUGCGCGUGUUAAUUAUUUGCAGAUUAGCGUGUACCUACUCUUAUUGAGUAACAAUCUUCAUCAAAUAUGGCUACUGCUGAGGUGGUACCAGCCAAUGAUGUUCUAUUUUCUGAUUUAUGCGGUGUCCUAGACGACUUAUUUAAAAGAAGAAGACAAAUUCAAGUGCAAAACAUAAUAAUAGCCGAUUUUGUAAAUAAAUUCAAAGUAACUGUUUCCCAAAUAGGAGGGAAAAAGAACUCCAGUUUCUUUCCAAUAUUAAGACUGCUGUUGCCAGAUAGAGAAAGGGAGAGACCCGCUUACAAUUUGAAAGAGCGGAGGCUUGCAGAAAUGCUGGUAAAGGUUUUGGCUAUCAGUAAAACAGCACAAGAUGCGCAAAGUUUGUUAAACUUCCGAUCAAAAAACUCUCAAGAGAGUGAUUUUGCAGGGGUAGCAUAUUUUGUGGUCAAAAACAGGAUUGGCACAAAUCCGGGCAAGUGGACUAUUGGGCAGGUUAAUGAGAUUCUAGAUAAGAUAGCCACAGCCGAAUUAGGACGUAAAUGGCCUAUAUUAGACGAAGCGUUCAGCUACGCUCUGAAGAAUAUGACUGCGGAGCAAGUUAAAUGGUUUUUGCGAAUCAUCCUUAAAGAUUUGAAACUUGGAAUGGGGACUCACCGCAUACUGGCUGCAUUCCACCCGGACGCUCCUGACCUCUUCGACACUUUUGGGAAUCUGAAAAAGGUAUGUGAAGAUUUAGAUGACGGCGAUACCCGCCCUCUAGAGUUGGGCAUUAAGGUGUUCUUCGCCGUAAGUCCCAUGCUCUCCGAGCGGCUCGAUGUCGCCAACGUGAACACCCAACUGUCGCGGGGUAUUACCUACCAGAUAGAAAAGAAGUUUGACGGCGAAAGGUUUCAGAUUCACAUGGAAAACGGAAUCUUCGAGUAUUUUUCAAGAAAAGGUUUUAAGUAUUCGGAUUGUUACGGAAAGACCUACGAUUCGGGCCUUUUGACACCUUUACUCAAGAAUCGUUUUGCUAUCAGUGCCAACAGUUUUAUACUUGAUGGAGAAAUGAUGGGAUGGCAUAAACAGUACCAGUGUUUUAGUUCAAAAGGCAUGGCUUUCGAUGUGAAAAAAAUCACUGAAAAUUCUAAACAUCAACCGUGUUUCUGUGCGUUUGACAUACUCUAUUAUAAUGGGAAGGCGCUUGUCGGGCCCGCAGACAAGAAUGGUUUGCCACUCAGCAAAAGACUGGAGAUCCUUCGAUCGCUGUUUGAUGAUCUACCGGGAGUGAUAAUGCACAGCAAAAGUACGAUCGUUUGUAAUAGAUCAGACGUACUGGAUGCCCUUAACAACGCCAUAGAUGACCAGGAAGAAGGAAUAGUGGUCAAAGACAAAGAGUCUUAUUACAUCCCGAACAAACGGGGCGUUGGAUGGUAUAAAAUUAAACCUGAGUACACGAAAGAUACAAUGGAGGACUUGGACCUGGUGAUCAUCGGCGCGGAGGAGGCGCAGGACAAGCGUAAUGGCUGGGCGCGCAGCUUCCACGUCGCUUGCGCCGACGUCGACACGCCGGGAGCUAUGCCAAGCCGGUGGGUAAGCGUGGGUAAAGUGGCGUCUGGGCUCAGCUUCGAAGAGCGGGAGAGGAUAUGUGCGGCGUUGGACAAGCACCGCACGCCUUGGAAGCAGACACCCGCCCCGCCACAUGUAGUGUUCAAUAAGGAGAAACCCGACUUUUGGAUCACACCUGAACAUUCCAUAGUACUACAGGUCCGUGCAACAGAGUUGAUCCGUAGCACGGAUUUCGGCACUCCAUACACGCUGCGGUUCCCGCGCGUCGUGGCCAUCCGCGACGACAAGCCCGUCAAGGAUUGUAUGACGCUCAAUUGUUUCAAUCGGUUGGUUGAGGAAAAAAAACCAGUGAUAAAAUUGAGCAACAAGCGCAUAAAUCAAGACCAAAUCGAAGAGAUCGAAGUUAAAACUCAAAGGAAACGGAAGAAACAGGAGUUGCAAGUCGCAGAAAAGUUCCGUAAUAAAGUCGGUGACGUGACGGUGAUGUCGGGAGCUCUCGCUGGUAGAAAACUGUGCGUGUUGUCCGGUGACGAGCACUCGAACAAACCAGACUUGGUACGGAUCAUAGAGGAGCACGGUGGGAAACACGUGGAAAACACAGGAUUGGAUACCUGGUGCUGCGUCGUCGGCAACUUGAACUACCGCGCGCGGUCGCUCAUACAGUCCCAAGAGCUGGACAUCGUCACUACAAGUUGGUUGCGAAACAUCAAACCCUCCGACACACCAUGUGAUCUGUCCCCGUUGGACAUGCUCUCAAUUAAGAAAUCCACCCGACAGGCUCUAAGCCGAGUGUAUGACACGUUUUGGGACAGUUACACGAAGGAAAUUGAUGAGGAAACUCUGAAGAAAUGUUUUGAGAAAAUGGAAAAAGAGGAGCCACAUAUAUAUCUCACGAAUGAGGAGAUGUUGAAUUUAGACAAGGAGUUAUACGGCGAUCACAACCCAUUCUCCUAUCUACGCCCUUGCUUCAUACAUUUUGUUGACAAAGACACCUUGUUAGAGCUUAAAGCAAAAAUGUAUGGAGCCAACGUGCAUGAAAUAGAUUCGCCUUAUUUGACUCACAUUGUUAUAAGUAAAGUGGACAACAUUGAAGAAGUAAAGGAGCAGAAGAAAAAUACGAAUGCUGUGGUUGUCUCCGACGAUUGGUUGAGAGCUUGUUUCACUGAAGAAACACUUGUUUCUGCAGCUGAGUACUUAAUCACGUAAUAUAAAAAUAAAUAAUAAGUAGGUACAUACACGUCAACCAAUUACAAAUGCUGGUACUCUUCUAAGUAUUUACGUAUGUGUGUGAUUUGAUUAAAAAGCAAUAUUUCGUUAGUAACAAACUUGUAAUUAAGUAAACAAUCACGUAGAUGAGCAAUAAUCAAAUGUGCCUACAUAAUACGAAUAAGAAUUUAUUGACAACGGGCAAUCAUUAUCAUGUUAAUAAAAGAUUUAUUUUUUCUUGUA
Messenger RNA from Pectinophora gossypiella (pink bollworm), 3323 nucleotides. It is a transcript of the gene DNAlig4, whose product is annotated as DNA ligase 4. Gene Ontology annotation, molecular function: ATP binding; DNA binding; DNA ligase (ATP) activity. The record is from RefSeq and is a predicted model, not a curated record. The coding region runs from base 396 to 3080 and encodes 894 amino acids. The transcript has 15 exons. Gene Ontology annotation, biological process: nucleotide-excision repair, DNA gap filling; DNA recombination; double-strand break repair via nonhomologous end joining. Lineage: Eukaryota; Metazoa; Arthropoda; Insecta; Lepidoptera; Gelechiidae. Gene Ontology annotation, cellular component: DNA ligase IV complex; DNA-dependent protein kinase-DNA ligase 4 complex.